CCGCGAGACCCCAACAUGGCGGCGGGCAGCGGGCGGCGGCGGGGAGGAGGCGGCGGCGGCGGCGGGGGGAGCUCAGCGGGGCCGGGACCGGGCGGAGGCCGGGGCCCCGCGUCCCCCCCGCCUCUGCUACCGCCGCUGCUGCUCCUCCUGGCGCUGCCCGGCGGCGGCGGCGGCUCCCCGGUGCUGGCGGCGGGGGACAGCGUGAUCCUGGGCAUGCGGCUGGAGGAGAGCUCCAAACCGGCGGCGGCGGCGCAGGGCCCGAUCCGGGUGACGGAGGGCAGCGAGCUCCUGCUGCGCCUCUACGGGCUGGGGCUGGGCCCGCGCACCGGCGAGCGGGUGGCCUUCGCCGAGCUGCGCCCCUCCGCCAACGCCUCGGCCGAAGCCGCCGCCGCCGCCGCUAACGGCAGCUGCCCCGAGCGCUCCCAGGACCUGGUGGUGCGGCCCGGCCCCGCCGAGCCCCGCAGCACCUCGGCGCUGCUCCGAGUGCUGGUGCAGCCGCUGCGCAAGGACGAGAGGGCCAAGACCUACGUGCUGUGCAGCCAGAGGGGGCCCGGGCAGCCCUGGCUGCCGCACCGGGGGCCCGACGGGCAGCUGGUGGUGCUGGAGGAGAAGAAGUCGCUGCUGCCGCUCUGGCUGCAGGUGACGCUGCUGGGGGGGCUGCUGGUGCUGUCGGGGAUGUUCAGCGGGCUCAACCUGGGCCUCAUGGCGCUGGACCCCAUGGAGCUGCGCAUCGUGCAGAACUGCGGCACGGAGAAGGAGAAGCGCUACGCGCGCAAGAUCGAGCCCAUCCGCCGCAAGGGGAACUACCUGCUGUGCUCCCUGCUGCUGGGCAACGUGCUGGUCAACACCACGCUCACCAUCCUGCUCGACGACCUCAUCGGCUCCGGCAUCGGCGCCGUGGUGGCCUCCACCAUCGGCAUCGUCAUCUUCGGGGAGAUCGUGCCCCAGGCGCUGUGUUCCCGCCACGGGCUGGCCGUGGGCGCCAACACCAUCGUGGUCACCAAGUUCUUCAUGCUGGUGACCUUCCCGCUCUCCUACCCCAUCAGCAAGCUCCUGGACUGCAUCCUGGGCCAGGAGAUCGGCACCGUCUACAACCGGGAGAAGCUGGUGGAGAUGCUGAAGGUGACGGAGCCCUACAACGACCUGGUGCGGGAGGAGCUCAACAUGAUCCAGGGCGCCCUGGAGCUGCGCACCAAGACGGUGGAGGACGUGAUGACCCCGCUGCAGAACUGCUUCAUGAUCAACAGCGACGCCAUCCUGGACUUCAACACCAUGUCGGAGAUCAUGGAGAGCGGCUACACGCGCAUCCCCGUCUACGAGGACGAGCGCUCCAACAUCAUGGACAUCCUCUACAUCAAGGACCUGGCCUUCGUCGACCCCGACGACUGCACGCCCCUCAAGACCAUCACCAAGUUCUACAACCACCCCGUCCACGUCGUCUUCCACGACACCAAGCUGGACGCCAUGCUGGAGGAGUUCAAAAAGGGGAAGUCCCACCUGGCCAUCGUGCAGAAGGUGAACAACGAGGGCGAGGGAGACCCCUUCUACGAGGUGCUGGGGCUGGUGACGCUGGAGGACGUCAUCGAGGAGAUCAUCAAGUCGGAGAUCCUGGACGAAUCCGACACCUACACCGACAACCGCAGCAAGAAGCGGGUGGGCAACCAGAAGAACAAGAGGGACUUCUCGGCCUUCAAGGACCCCGUCAACGAGCUGAAGGUGAAGGUGUCCCCGCAGCUGCUGCUGGCCGCUCACCGCUUCCUCUCCACGGAGGUGACGCUCUUCACGCCCAACUUCAUCUCGGAGAAGAUCCUGCUGCGGCUGCUCAAGUACUCGGACGUCAUCCAGGAGCUGAAGUUUGACGAGGAGAACAAGAAGUCCCCGCGCCAUUUCCUCUACACCAAGAACAAGUCAGCCGACUACUUCAUCCUCAUCCUGCAGGGCAAGGUGGAGGUGGAGGCCGGCAAGGAGUGCAUGAAGUUCGAGGCAGGAGCCUUCUCCUACUACGGGGUGAUGGCCAUCAGCCCGCCUCCGGUGUCGGAGACCCGCUCCCCGUCCCACGUCAGCAGCCUGAACCGCUCGGCCUCCCUGAGCUACCACGAGCGCUCCGACUCCGUCUCGUCCCCCGUGGGCGGCAGCAACAACCAGCUCAACGCCGGCGCCCCGUACGUGGCCGACUUCAGCGUGCGCGCCCUCACCGACCUCCAGUUCGUCAAGAUCACGCGGCAGGAGUACCAGAACGGCCUCACCGCCUCCCGCAUGGACAGUUGUCCCCAGUCCCCGGACAGCAGCGCCCCCAAACCCGACCCGCCGGAGAAACCGGAGCCCGCGGACGAGACCACCAGCCUGCUGAACGAGAGGAACUGCCUGAGCCGCCGGAGCAACCACAGCCCCAUGGAGAACUCCAUCUGACCCCGGCCGCGGGCCAGGGACGCAUCGGGACCCCCGCAGCCGCCCUGCGGGGGGGACCCUGCCCCGCUCAGAAACGCUCCGGUGGCCACGGAGCGGGUACGGGGCCGCGCCGGCCGCCCAGGGAACGGACGCGCCCGGCGUUCGCCGCAGGCACCCGCGGCGCGGUCCGAAAGGGAGCCCGGUUUUGCUGCUGCUGCUUUUUGGAGACUGAUUCCGUGGUUUCAGCGCGGUGGAGGCCGGAGGCCCCGCGGCCGGGCGGACGUUCGUUCGCAUGCAGCUCAGGGAGCUUCAGGUCCCGCGGGCCGGGCCCCCCCCAUGGCCUCCCCGGGGGUGUUUUCGGGCCUCCUCCUUCGAGGGCGCUGAGGACAGCCAGGAGAACCCCCCCAAAAAAUAAAACAUCAAUAAAACGGAGGCGGAACGGGGCGGGGGGGUGACUCAGGGAGUGCCGCGGCCCCGGGGCGGGGGGCUCGGGGGGGCAGGAUCCGGCACACAGCUAGUGACCAAAGUACGGGCGGGGGGCUCCCCUCCGCCUCCUCCCAAGGAGUUUCUCCGAAAUCGCCAGCCGGGACCCCCCCGUCGCUGCCGGGGCUCCCUCCCCACCCCCCCCAAAAAGCACAAGUCCCCUGGGUGACCGCUGUAAGUUAUUGGGAGAAGGUUAAUUAUUUUUGUUAAUCGUGUCGCGACUAUCAGGUCCUAGGUUCUUCUGCGGGGAGAUGCUAGAAAUAAUAAUAAUAAUAAUAAUAUUAAAUCAUGAUGGAAAUAAAAAAAAAAAAAACUUUUUUAUUAAAUCUUCCUCUAUGCAACCCUUUCCCCCCCCGAGAAUCUGUAUUUAUUUUUCGCAUCGGGUUUGAUUUGUAUAUUUUGGGGAGGGGGAGGCCGGGCCCGGAGGCCCUGCAGGGGCCGGUGCCGCUGUUGCAGCCUCCCCCCCAGGUUGUGGAACCGACUCUGGAAUUUUAUUUUAUUUUUUUGCCGAUCGGGUAAUAAAAAAAUCUCUAUAUCUGUA
Anas platyrhynchos (mallard) is the source of this 3412-nucleotide messenger RNA. It is a transcript of the gene CNNM4, whose product is annotated as cyclin and CBS domain divalent metal cation transport mediator 4. NCBI's taxonomy places the organism in Eukaryota, Metazoa, Chordata, Aves, Anseriformes, Anatidae. Gene Ontology annotation, biological process: magnesium ion transport; magnesium ion homeostasis. Gene Ontology annotation, cellular component: plasma membrane. Gene Ontology annotation, molecular function: magnesium ion transmembrane transporter activity; sodium ion transmembrane transporter activity. The record is from RefSeq and is a predicted model, not a curated record.